This is a messenger RNA of Epinephelus moara (kelp grouper), 2051 nucleotides long. RefSeq lists its product as uncharacterized. Lineage: Eukaryota; Metazoa; Chordata; Actinopteri; Perciformes; Serranidae. The coding region runs from base 12 to 1613 and encodes 533 amino acids. The record is from RefSeq and is a predicted model, not a curated record. The transcript is spliced from 3 exons.
AGAACAAUGCCAUGUUCCUGUCAGGAAACAAAAAGCAGUCAGUAAAGAUUCGAGACCAGUCAGUGGAUCUAAGAGAAACAAAAGAUCUAUAUGGUCGGUUUAUGGUUCUCGCCAGAUCGAACCGGGAUAUUGAUAUGAAAAAUGCUGUAGGGAAAUAUGAAUUUACAAUAACUCCCAGAGCACUGUUUGCCCCAAAUGGAUCCGUCCUUCCGUGUACUGACAAGUCAAAGCUCAUACAUUGUCUGGAAAAAGUGAAAAUAAAUGAAGAAGUCCAACAGACACAAGCACAGAUGUCUGCAGAACAUGGUGAUGGACCUGAAACAUCUUUAACACCAUCCAAGAGUCCGCAAAUCGCUGUGGUGGAUGGAAUGGUUCUAGUCCAGCAGUUGGCAAUGAAACAGGGGACAAUCAGUACAGUCAAAGAUCUGGGCCAGCACUUUAAUGACAGACUCUUGAUGCUGACAGCAGAUUUUGAUGAGGUUAUUCUGGUCUUCGACACCUAUAAAGCUGACUCACUGAAACAGAAAACAAGGGAGAAACGACAACAAGGCAAAGAUCCCAUUCAAUACCAGAUUGAUGAUAAAACCAACAUCAAACAUAUACCAAUGAGACGGUUCCUAUCUCAUGAACAGACCAAAGCUGAUCUAACUGAGUACCUUGCACAAGCAGUCCUCAACCAGAAUGCAAACUCCCAAAGGUUGUUCAUCACAUCGGCCUCAGGCAGCACAAGAAGCAAUCGCAGCAAAAUGUGUUUUGAAGAAAACAACCACGAGGAGGCUGACACACUAAUGAUAUGCUUAGCAGCAUCUGCAGCACAGCGCUGCCCAAAAGCACGGAUGGUCAUCUUCAGCCCAGAUACAGAUGUCUUAGUUCUGGCUGUUGCACACUACGAGAAGCUCUGUAGAAACAGUGCAAUACAUAUGGCAUCGGGUACUGUGGAGAUUGAGCCAAUCUGGAAGGCACUGGGACAAGAGAAGGCAGGAGCAUUACCAGCAUUCCAUGCAUUCACUGGAGCUGACAAUGUUGGGAGAUUCUCCAGAAUCAGCAAAACUAGAUGGUUUCAACAGUACAUGAAGGCUGACAAGGACAUCUUCUCCGCCCUGGUGAAACUCUCUGACGAAGGCGACGUGCAACAGGAAGUAAAAGAUGCGCUGGAAAAGUUUGUGUGCUCAGUGUACUGCCCGAAAGGCAUUGACAUAAAAAACAUUAUAGACCUAAGGUGGCAUCUCUUCUGCAAGCACCUGGCUGAAAGCAGCAAGCUGCCUCCCACAGUCGAUGCCCUUGCAGAACAUAUUGAACGUGUCCGGGUCCAAAGUAGGGUGUGGUGCCAAGCCACUGUGAUGUGGCAAAAACCUUUUGACCCACUCCAACAUGGCUACUAUCAAGACCCCAAUGGCAAGAUACUGCCUACUACAACAAAGGUUGCACCUGCACCACAGGCCAUUCUAGAGAUGGUCAGGUGUAACUGUAAAACCAACUGCACAACCCAGCGGUGCUCAUGCAGGAGACACAAUCUGGCCUGCACAGACCUUUGUUUGUGUGGAAGUGAAUGUGAGAAUGAUGCAGACUGCGGUGGCCCGAAUGACACCGAGGAAAGUGAUGAAGACCUGUGAAAGCAUAAGGACCAUUGCCAGCAAUUCCAGUGUCUCCACACUCAAUCCCAUAUGAUUGGACUCAUCGCUGAGAGACAACAGACCCGUCCUAGGACUCACUCUCCAGAUCUGGACUUACACUGGGUUAGCCCCUCAGCCCCCUUGUAAAGAAUUUUAUAUUGAGAGUUUUUGAGUUUUUGGGUUUUGAGUUUUCUGUGCCGACCGAGUCCCGACUGUUACCAGCCUAUGGUGUAAUAAAUGUAUAUCACAUUAAUGUAUGGAUUAUAGUUUUAAUUUACCUUUGUCAUUGUUUAUAUAAUCAUAUGCAGAAAUUUUAAGUAUUUUGUCCCCGGACUUCUGACAUGGGGUCAUUAAGGGGGAUUAGAGUAACAAUUUCCUUUUCCACUUCUUGGGGGUGCCACAAUUUUCUUUCCCACCCCUAGGGGGCGCCACAGCACG